AAGAGCAGCUGAUUCACUCAGAUACUGAGGCUGAUAAGAGCAGCAGGAGUCUUUUGCGAGGGAAAAAAUCCCAUUGAGACUUUAUAAAUUUCUACAAGUGGGAAACUUGUAUCUGGACAAAAUCUGAACAAAAUUGAACCACUGGACUAAACUUGCAAAACUGCUGCCUACUAAAGAAAUUACAUUUUUUUUAGUCUUCAGUCUUUUCCCUAGAUUUUAACUGAACACUGAUCUAAAAACGUAUUACUACUUUUAUAUAUAUUAAAAAAAAAAAAAUGUGGAUUAUUUUGGUGUUCACGAGUUAUAGUUUUGCCCUGGGAUCAGGGUACAGAAAAAGUACAGAAAACCCAGGAAAGAGACAAUAUCAGAUCCAGAAAGGCCCUUGCAGCUACACAUUUCUGUUACCCGAGAUGGAGAAUUGCAGGACAUCUUCAUAUCCUUAUGCAACUAAUGCAGUGCAACGAGAUGACCCAGCUGAAUAUGAUGAAUCAGUGCAGAGACUGGAACUUCUCGAAGAUAUCAUGGAAAACAACACCCAGUGGCUCUUAAAGUUAGAAAGCUACAUCCAAGACAACAUGAAGCACGAUAUGGUACAAAUUCAACAGAAUGCGGUGCACAACCACACAGCAGCCAUGAUUGAAAUUGGAACUAACCUGUUAAGCCAAACGGCAGAGCAGACCCGCAAAUUAACAAGUGUGGAGGCUCAGGUAAUAAAUCAAACUACAAGACUUGAACUUCAACUACUACAAAAUUCCCUCUCAACAAAUAAACUGGAAAAACAAAUACUAGUCCAAACAACUGAAAUAAGUAGACUUCAUGAUAAGAACAGAUUUCUAGAAAAAAGAGUUUUAGAAAUGGAAGACCAGCGUCUAGCUGAACUUAAGACCCUGAAAGAUGAAAAGGACCAAAUCAAGCAGCUUGUGUUGCGACAGAACUCAAUGAUUGAGGAGCUGGAGCAGCAGCUGGUCACAGCAACAUCAAACAACUCUGUCUUGCAGAAACAGCAGCAUGACCUGUUGGAAACUGUUAAUGAUCUUAUCGCAGUAAUAUCCCCUCCUAACCUGAAAACUUCGAUCAUGGCUACAGAAGCUCAAAACCAUUUUAAAGACUGUGCAGAACUGUAUAAAUCUGGAAAGACAACAAGCGGUGUCUAUGCACUGACUCUCCCCAACACAACAGAGCAAAUAAAGGCAUACUGUGAUAUGGACUCCAGUGGAGGUGGGUGGACAGUAAUACAGCGUCGUAUAGAUGGCCACGUAGAUUUUCACAGAACUUGGAAAGAAUACAAAAUGGGGUUUGGUGACUCUGCUGGGGAAUACUGGCUGGGAAAUGAAUUGGUUUCCCAGCUAACCAAUGAGCAACCACAUGCUCUGAGGAUUCAACUAAAAGACUGGGAAGGCAAUGAGGGAUAUUCACUCUAUGAUCAUUUUUAUCUCAACAGUGAGGCGCAGAACUACAGGAUACACCUUAAAGACUACAGUGGAACAGCAGGCAAAAUCAGUAGCCUUGGCCAACCAGGAAGUGAUUUCAGUACAAAGGAUGUAGACAAUGACAAAUGUAUUUGCAAAUGUUCACAACUGACCACGGGAGGUUGGUGGUUUGAUGCCUGUGGGCCUUCAAACUUAAAUGGAAUGUACUACCAGCUGGGACAGAACACAAACAGAUUCAACGGAAUCAAAUGGUACUACUGGAAAGGCUCAGGCUACUCACUAAAAACAACUACAAUGAUGAUCAGGCCUGCAGACUUCUGAUAGGGCUUCUGUUCAAAGAGUUUUCUGCCUAGUCUACAAGAUAUGGCUAGUACUUUAACUUUAAAAUAUCUGUGUUUUAUAUCUGUUUGUUUAUAGGAAAUAUUCCAUACCAUCAGAAGAUGGAAAUAUUUCAAUUUUUGGCACUCAGACUGAGGAAGUUUGUGUACUUGAACUAUAAAAGCUGUAAACUUUGCUGGGUGCAAUUUUAUUCAUUCAUUUUUUUAUUAUUGUUAUUUAUACAUAACUGGAACUGUGAGACAAUUUAACAAAUGUAUGCCCUUUUGUGUGAUAUAGUUAUGAUCCAGCCUGCUGAUCACUGCUCAUCAGGAAAUCAGGCGUCAAAAACCUUUUUUUUUUUUUUUUUUUUUUUUUUUUUUUUAAUUCUGUAAGAGGCUACUUGUUCGGUUGUCAACAUAGAAAACUGUGGUUGAACAUAUUUUGGUCAACUGCCAAAGUGACAGAAAUUCCUUUUGGUAGGAAUUAUUUCCAACAGGAUGUUGACUUUCAUAAAAAGUAAAGGGAAUUGUUUUGUAAAAUGUAGAGAGUUUAUUCUUGUAUAUUAUCAUUGAAGGAACCACAAUAAAUUGUUUUGAAAAUUAAAAACAUAUUAGGAGGAUCAAAACCAUUACUGUGAUGAGGCAACACACUUUGUUAUCCCCCCCCCCCCCCCCGUGUUAAACAUGAAUUAGAAAACGAUUCAGUACUAUCAGCCAAUCUGCUUCCAGCUCAAGUAGGCUUCAAUUAGACGGUAGAUGCCCGCUGCUACGUCACAGCAUCAACCAGUCCUGUGUCCACGACUGCCAAAUCGGCCAAUCAUAGCCUCAGCCAUGACGAGCUCAGCAUCUUUCAGCAACAAACCCAGACAGUUCAGUAAUAUUGCUUCAUUUACUCAUAUAUAUAUAAUUAAUAAAGUUGUUGUUAUAUAUAUUUUUUCUCAUUAUGUAAGCGAUCCUUUACAAACAUUUUCGGGACUAUUUUCCUACAUUUUUUCUCCGCGGAAGGGUACUCAACGAUUCAUUUCAAGUUCAAGGUAGAUGUAGGUUUAAAUGUUGUUUUAAAGAAAAUAAUGAGAAAAAACACUCUUUAAUAGCGACAGUGCCCUCUCAAAGGCUACUGUUUGGUAGUUGACCUUAACUUUCAUUAGCGCCCUCGCCUUCAGCUUGGGAUGCAGGACUCCCACGGCAGUCAAUUACAACACAGUGGACCCUUCAUCAACAGGCACUAUCGCUUAAACAACAGUUUUCCACAUUAGCUCAUACAAGACAUUUUAAUUCGUAUAUGGAAAUAAUCAGGAAAGGCUACUUAACAGCAUGGUCAGUUGCAGAUAUAGUUGGCAAUUCAGUUUUCGAUUUGGACAUGUUCACUCACCCAUUAGAAAUUUUAAACUACUCUCUAAACUCAGUUUUGGUCACAAUUGUAAGCACAGGUUUAUUUUUAUUUUUUAAAUAUUCCGAUUUGGAAAGACUACAAACAUAUAUCUAGGCAACACUAAUUUGUUUGAACUGCUCUUGAAAAGCAAUUUAAAAAUGUGUACACUUAACUGUAAACAUGUUGUCUAUGCUGGCCAAACUUUAAUCAAAAUGUAUUAGCAAUGAAUAUGAUAUCAUUUUGUAGUUUUUUUGAUUACAUGAUGUUAAAUAAAAGGUCUAAAAUUA
Messenger RNA from Acipenser ruthenus (sterlet), 3406 nucleotides. RefSeq names its product angiopoietin-2. Gene Ontology annotation, biological process: Tie signaling pathway. The coding region runs from base 276 to 1751 and encodes 491 amino acids. Gene Ontology annotation, molecular function: receptor tyrosine kinase binding. The record is from RefSeq and is a predicted model, not a curated record. NCBI's taxonomy places the organism in Eukaryota, Metazoa, Chordata, Actinopteri, Acipenseriformes, Acipenseridae. The transcript has 9 exons.